Microthlaspi erraticum is the source of this 693-nucleotide messenger RNA. Lineage: Eukaryota; Viridiplantae; Streptophyta; Magnoliopsida; Brassicales; Brassicaceae. The record is from the annotation of a GenBank genome assembly.
AUGGGAUCACGGCAGGGACCACCGAAGCACCAGAACAAAUUCGCCUGGGUGCCCAAAGCCGGUGUGAAGAUCAACGAAACCGAAGUCGGAGGGAGAUUCAGACCACUAUCGGAGAUAACCGGAGUCUGCCAUCGCUGCCGAGAGCAGAUCGCUUGGAAACGAAAAUACGGCAAAUACAAACAACUGACUGAAGCCACCAAAUGUCAGAAAUGUACAAAGCGUAAUGUUCGUCAAGCAUACCAUAAGCUGUGUACUGGCUGUGCCAAGGAACAAAAAGUUUGUGCAAAGUGUUGUUCUCGUGCUGAUCAAAUCAUGGGAAGAGAUAUUUACGAGGUUGAGGCUGAACAGAAGUUGCUUGAUGAGACUAUCAAGAAUGCUAGGGAAAGAGAUCGAAGGACGCUUUUGCGCGCUAUGAACAAAGAUAACCAACCGAAAAGCUCAGAUGAAGAUGUGACAAGGAGCGGUAGCAGCAAGGUUGGUGAUGUGUUUCCGUCAACAUCCCUUGAAGAAUAUGCAAACAAGUCUGGAAGAGUUAGCGGGAUUGCUGGUCAUAGCCAUGUUGCUGAUGAUGAAAACGAUGAUGAUGGUGAUGAUUGUGGUGCUAGUGAACCUGAAUCAGAUGAGGCUCACAGUGAUGGUGGUGAUGAUGAGCAUGACUUGCGCGAAGACAGUGAUGCAAAUGAGCAGAAGUAA